AUGAAGAUUUUCAGCAGGGUCAAGGAGCUCUUCAGCCGCGAGCGCCGCCAUCGAGAACCAGAUUCGAUGGCGACUUCCUCGAAUACAACCUGUGCGCCCUAUUCUCAAGGACCAGACCAGUCUAAGAAGCGAGGGAAGAUCUCGAGGAUCGGCGCCGAGCGUACAGUUAUUUACAACGAGCCGCCCGCGUAUACCAGCGCAACAACCACCAAGAGAGCAAACUGUUUGCUACAUGUCGAUAUUGAACCUACAUCAACCUGGAACUUUGGCGAUUUCGUCUUAGGUUUCGACCGUGAGAUCGAUUAUUCAAUUCCGGAUAGUCAUAGCGUUACAACUCCGGUCUCACUACAACAAUCCAUACUGCCGGCCAGUUCGGUGACUCCGCCACGAGCCCUGGUCACUCCGCUUGCUACGUCACAUGUUUCGAUGCCCUCCACUCUCUCGAAUACUUCACCUUCAUCCAGUCGCUCUGUCGUCUCGAAGUCUUUAUCGCUUGAUACUUCCCAGAGUCAAUCGACUAUCUUGAUUGACUCUGGAGAGUCUGGCAAGUCGUCGUUGACCCACAUCGACGAUGCCGAGGUUGUACCGCCCACUGUUAUCGACAUCCUUGUAGGUGAAGCCAGCGUACACAACAGCUCCAAGAAGCAAGACUCUGUGUCGGUAGUGCCCGAAGGAGUCUCGAGGUCGUGUGAUCUGGAAAUGACAGAACAUGAAGAUGGUGUUGGUCAUAUUUCUAGUGACACUACAUCUGUCAAAGUCGAAGACUCGAAUUCAGAUGACGAGGAGGACCGGGAGCCGCUGCACCGUCAUGACUGGGACACCAUUCACAAGAUCCCAGACCUUCACUUCAAACAACUCAUCCUGUCGACGAUUUCCCGAGCAGACUCCGGGGCGACUACUAUCAACGAUUGUAGUGUCAAUGCACGAAACGAUGGCGGCUUCAAUCAUAUCGUAUACAUGACUAUGCUGCAUAAUAAUACGGUGCAGCGCCUUAUUGUGCGAGUGCCGGCGAUCGGGACGUUUGCUCGCUGGCAGAAUGGGGAUGCACACAAUAUGCGAUGCGAGAUGGCUCUUCUGGCACAUCUUCGCAAGACCACCAGCAUACCUGUACCUGAGGUUCUUGCCUUCUCUGACAACCUCGAUACGCCCAUUGGUGCACCGUUUUGUAUUAUGAAGCAGUUGCCAGGCAAGCCUGCUCAUCGUAUUUGGUUCCAAGAUCCCGCCAACCGCAAUCACGUCACUGCAAACGCUGUCACCGUGGCAAACGAGACCAAGCGCUGCAAUACUCUUCGAUCUCUUGCACACUUCAUGGCACAGUUGGCGACGCUGACAUUUGACAAGAUUGGUACACCAGAUCUCAUAAACCCAUCUUGUGGUGAAGAACCGCACAACGUCACGCAUUCCUAUCGCUGGAAGAAUGCAUAUCAGGUGACAGCUAGCGAUCUCGAAAAUGAGGGCCAGAUCUACCAAUAUGGUCCUUUUGAGAACAGCGAGGAGUACAUGAUCUCAACGCUCGAAGAAUCGUGGCCUCUCACCCCCGAUGCGGAUUUCGACCCAGAUGACAAGGAUGACCAAGACACCUGGAACAGCUGUUACGGUAUACGCCGGAUCCUCGACCUCAUCUAUGUGCAACCAGCUAUAGCUUUCUCGUUGCAAGACCCUGACGACAUCUUUGAGCCAGAGUCGUUCGUCCUCCGGCAUCCUGACCUUGACUUCCAAAACAUCCUCGUUAAUGACGAUGGUUAUGUCACAGGCAUCAUCGACUGGGAAGGCUGUAUGGCCGUUCCUCGCUGCGUUGGAUACGCUUCAGUUCCCGACUUCUUACGCCGCGAUUGGUCUAAGGGCCAUUCGCUGCGCGACUCUCCACAUAUGACAUGGAUGCUCCAACACUACCGCCAGGUCUAUGCUGAUGCGAUGCGAGAGACCGGAGCGCCAGAGGCAAAGUACACGCUCAAGUCUGCCAUGUAUCGAGCUGCCGUUGAGGCGGUGAACGAUGGCUCGCCCACGGAUCUUAUCAAGAAGAUCUUUGUUCACAUUCCUGGUCUAUGCAUGACAGACGUCGAUGAGUUUCAGCAGUUUCUUGGAGAGGGAUGGCCCGAGGCGCUGAACUAUCUUGGCCAGGAGUUGAAUACCUUGUUCAAGCCUGUGGCUUUUUAG
Molecule: messenger RNA, 2157 nt
Organism: Parastagonospora nodorum SN15
Lineage: Eukaryota; Fungi; Ascomycota; Dothideomycetes; Pleosporales; Phaeosphaeriaceae
Exons: 2
Coding region: 1-2157 (718 amino acids)
Source: RefSeq, a predicted model, not a curated record